AAGUUAACGACUUGUUUACUGGGCGUUUUUCUGCCGUUUCCAUAACGUUAACGCGCCGUUUUUUGUGUUGACCGUUUACUGGAGAUUAACUGGCCGUUAACGGGCCGUUUUUUUGGACCUGGGUAUUGUGAAUUUUUUCAACGCUGUAUGUUCUAAACAUAUAGAAAAUGAAGAAUGUAUCUAAUAAAAUACACGAAUAUGGUUACACAGUGCAAGAAGGAUGAGUAUAAGUAAAUCCUACGUUUCAACCAACGUGCUACGCACGAAAAGAAAUAAACAUACUCAUCCAAAUAAAGUAAUCUUUAAGGACUACAGAAAGAACGAUCUAUUUGUAUAAACAAAGCUCAAUCGAUUUAAAUUUUUUAGCUCAAAUUGUUAGAGGGCAUCCGAGCAACAUAACCAGCCCGAGCUCAAAAUUUUUCGUCGGCAGCGCUUCCAGGGCCAUCAAAGGUUAUAAAAAAUUUUCUAAAAGUCCCCAAAACAGCCUAAAGCGACAACUGUACAAAAACUGCAACUUGUUUUCUUUUUACCGCGUUCUGAUGUAGAGAGCAAGAGCUUAGAUGCGCAUCAUGAGCGAUAUACGUCAAGUGCUAACUAUAGUCAAAAGCACGGGUACGUUCGAUAUUUCGAAACACAUGCUAUUCAACUCAGAUUUCGACGCUGACUCCAAAUAUGAUAUUUUAAUUGUAUAAAACGCGAGUUCUUGUGCAGAAAAUAGAGAAUUACGGGCAGAAUUCUGAUUUUUUCGCUCCUCAGUCAGAAAAAAUGUGCUUUCUCAGGAACGAAACAAAUUUAAAAAAGAGCGAUUCGUACUUUCAAAGCUUGUUUAAUGACGGUUCUAAUGAGAUAAAAAUGUCGGCUUCAUUUCUUCACAAAAAAACUAGAUAGGUUGCCUUUUUGUUAAAAAAGCUUCCUCCUGAGUAUUUGAGUAAGAUAACAGUUUUAAUAAAUGCGCGGAAGCUGGAGAAUUUUUUGAGAAAGCAAAAAUCGUCAAAGGUAUAUUUCUUUCGAAGAGGGUGCAUAUUCAACAGAAGAUCGUCUUCGUUCUAUCUCUCUCUUACCAAAUUUAGGAAACGUUUUUGAACGAGUUAUGGUAGCGAGAAUUGAAAAAUGGUGUCGUGACAAAGGAAUCCAUUUAGAUGAGCAAUUGGGAUUUACAAGCGCAAAAAAGGUUUCAAACAUGUAUUUUAUCUAUAGUACAAGAUAAGAUCUUAGAUUAACAAUAGCUGCAUGUAACAGACCCGCUCUUGCUAUUUUUGUAGAUUUCGCAACGGCUUUUGAUAAGAUGUAGUAUCCGACGCUUAUGAAACACUCGAAAAAUUACGGAUGCCUUUAGGUCAGAGCCCUGCAGGUUGAUCCUAACCUAACCUUUAGGUUAGGAUUAGGUUGUCGAAUCCAUAGGGACAAUCAUUCAAAUACUGGUGAAAUAACACUUGGCAGUACUAAUAAAAAACGUUUUAACGGAGAUCUGGUCUAUGUGCCUCUAGAAUACAAUGGCAGGUGGAUAAUUCGAAUAAACGGCAUCAAAAUUGGUGAUAAAACAGUUGCUGGAAAUAUAACAGUUGGCAUGGAUACCGGUUGCAGUGCUAUAUAUGGAAAUGAAAAGGAUAUUCAACUAAUAAACGAUUUUAUCGGCGCAAUAGUGCCUGAAAUCAAAGCACAAGACGAUGGGACAAAUAAAAGAUUCUACCUAUUCGCUUGUUCAAUAGAUUUCGAUUCUCUUCCGCCAGUCUAUAUAGGUUUAGGAAAUAAAUGGUUUACAAUUUACAGUUCGGAUUAUGUGGUCAAAUCUGAUAAUAAUACGAAAUGUUUUAGUCGUUUUGUGUCACAUGGUGACGUCUACAGUGUUUUCUGGGUUUUUGGACAGGGUGUUUUCCAUCGUUUGUAUACAGUAUUUGGAACUACCCCUGUAUUACUUGUGGGUAAAUCUUAUAAAUUUCAAAUGAAACAUUUAGGUAUGCUUAUAGUUAUUGAGUUUUUACUAAAAGGAAAAGGUUUUACAGAAGAAGAGUGCUAA
Molecule: messenger RNA, 2017 nt
Organism: Didymodactylos carnosus
Lineage: Eukaryota; Metazoa; Rotifera; Eurotatoria; Philodinida; Philodinidae
Source: the annotation of a GenBank genome assembly